Messenger RNA from Limulus polyphemus (Atlantic horseshoe crab), 1984 nucleotides. RefSeq names its product glucose-6-phosphate isomerase (gene Pgi). Lineage: Eukaryota; Metazoa; Arthropoda; Merostomata; Xiphosura; Limulidae. Gene Ontology annotation, cellular component: cytosol. Bases 96 to 1775 code for a protein of 559 amino acids. Gene Ontology annotation, molecular function: carbohydrate derivative binding; monosaccharide binding; glucose-6-phosphate isomerase activity. Gene Ontology annotation, biological process: glucose 6-phosphate metabolic process; glycolytic process; gluconeogenesis. The record is from RefSeq and is a predicted model, not a curated record. The transcript has 17 exons.
UGAGAACCGGUCGCCGGUGUUGUAAUGUAAGAAACAGUGAACUGCUAUCAGAGUUUAUUGUUAGUAUUUGGAAGAAUAGUAAUUUGUAUGCUAGAAUGGCUUCGUUUCAGCAAGAUUGUUUGUUGCGAGAUGAUCCAGCAUUUAAAAAAUUGCAAGAUUAUUAUGACAGAAACGGAUCUAAAAUCAAUAUGUUGCAACUAUUCAAUGAGGACCCAGACCGAUUUAAGAAGUUUAGCCUCAAUGUUAAGACUGCUGUGGGAGAAGAAAUUUUGUUUGACUUUUCCAAGAAUUUGAUCAAUGAUGAAGUUCUACAGUUGCUUUUAGAAUUGGCAAAGUCUCGAAAAGUUGAAGCUGCAAGAGAUGCCAUGUUUUCAGGAGAAAUAAUUAACUUCACUGAGAAUCGUGCUGUACUACACAUUGCUCUUAGAAAUAUGGCAGGAACUUCAAUUAUUAUAGAUGGUCAAGAUGUAAUGCCGGGUGUUAUGAGAGUCCUUAAUCACAUGCGAGAUUUUACAGAUUUUGUUAGGAAUGGAGAAUGGAAAGGAUAUACUGGAAAACCAAUCACUGAUGUUGUCAACAUUGGAAUUGGAGGUUCUGACUUGGGACCUUUGAUGGUGACUGAAGCACUGAAGGCAUAUUGCUGUGGGCCAAAUGUUCAUUUUGUUUCCAAUAUUGAUGGUACUCACUUAGCAGAAACAUUGAAACAUCUGAAUCCAGAAACUUCUCUUUUCAUUAUUGCCUCCAAGACAUUUACAACUCAGGAAACUAUUACCAAUGCACAGUCGGCUAAAACCUGGUUCCUACAACAUGCCAAGGAUGACACUGCAGUAGCUAAGCAUUUUGUUGCUUUAUCAACCAAUGAGCCAAAGGUGAAAGAAUUUGGGAUUGAUGAAAAGAACAUGUUUGAGUUUUGGGAUUGGGUUGGAGGAAGGUACUCUUUGUGGUCAGCAAUUGGCUUGUCUAUUGCUCUGCAUAUAGGAAUGGACAAUUUUGAACAACUUCUCACAGGAGCUCACUUCAUGGAUCAACAUUUCAAAAAUAUGCCUCUGGAAAGAAAUGUUCCUGUGUUGCUGGCCUUAUUAGGAGUUUGGUAUGGCAACUUCUAUGGAGCUGAAAGCCAUGCACUUCUCCCUUAUGAUCAAUACCUUCAUAGGUUUGCUGCCUACUUCCAACAAGGGGACAUGGAAUCUAAUGGAAAGUAUGUUACUCGUAGUGGUGCUAUAGUGAACUACACAACAGGACCUAUUGUGUGGGGUGAACCAGGAACAAAUGGGCAACAUGCAUUUUACCAACUAAUCCAUCAAGGCACCAGGCUGAUUCCAUGUGAUUUCAUUGCUCCUGUUAAGACACUGAAUCCUAUCAGUGAUGGACUUCAUCAUGAGAUUCUUCUGGCUAACUUUUUGGCACAAACAGAAGCUCUGAUGAGGGGAAAGACCAAGGAAGAAGCUGAGACGGAACUCACCAAGGCUGGCCUAGAUGGAGAACAACUUCAGAAGAUCCUUCCACACAAAGUUUUUGAAGGAAACAAGCCAACUAAUUCAAUCAUGAUUCCAAAGCUAACUCCAUUUAAUCUUGGUGUUCUUAUUGCAAUGUAUGAACAUAAAAUCUUCACUCAAGGAAUUAUCUGGGACAUCAAUUCGUUUGAUCAGUGGGGGGUGGAGCUUGGAAAACAGCUGGCUAAGGUGAUACAACCUGAACUAAAGGGAAAAGAUCCUGUGUCAACCCAUGAUUCAUCAACAAAUGGUCUUAUAAAUUUCAUCAAAAGUUUCAAUUAAUAUGUUGUUUACUUUUCUGCUUAUAAAGAGGAAUAGGUGAAUGGCUACAACACAUAUUGUCAAAAAUACAAAGUGGAGUGUUGGAAAAAAUGUACUGCUGAAAAUUAUAAAUACCCCAGUAAAAAUGUAAAAAGAAAUUAAUAUUGUCAACAUUUUUGUCAUUUAGUUGCUUAAUAAUUACAGAAUGUCAUUAUACUAGAAACUUAUUU